AUGUCGCAGUGCAUCAGCUACCGUCAGACAGACCUUUUUUCCAUGUGGCUCCUGCCUUUGCAAGUAAAAUGGCUGACCCCAAGAGGUGUUGUGCCCCUCUUUGGAGAUCUCUAUGGAAGUGCUGCCUCUGCUUCGUAUGGAGUUUGGAGGCUAAGGCCCAAAGGAGGGAUCCCAUUGGAAUUUGGGAAAGACACCCCCUGGACAGAUGGCUAUGUGUUCCACGGGAAUCCUGACAAAGUUUUCCGGGAGUUCUUUGGAGGAGACAACCCCUUUAAUGAAUUCUACAAUAUCCGUGCCGAAAUGAAACGUAUGGUUUUUGAAGCCCGCGAGCGUGGAGUGAAAAAACAGGAUCCUCCGAUCGAGCGGGAUCUCUACCUUUCCCUCGAAGACUUGUUCUACGGGUGCACCAAGAAAAUAAAGAUUUCCCGCAGGGUAAUGAAUGAAGACGGCCACGCGUCCACCAUUAAAGACAAGAUCCUGACCAUCAACGUACAGCCAGGAUGGAGACAGGGAACCAGGAUCACCUUUCCUCAGGAAGGAGACCAGGGCCCAAACAUUAUCCCAGCCGACAUCAUCUUUGUUGUCAAAGAGAAGAUCCACCCUCGAUUCAAGAGGGACAACGACAAUCUGAUCUACGUUGCUAGUAUCCCCCUUGGCAAGGCUCUGAUUGGCUGCACCGUGGACGUGAGAACACUGGACGAGCGGCUGCUGAACAUUCCCAUCAAUGACAUUGUGCACCCCAAGUACUUCAAAAUCGUGCCCGGCGAAGGCAUGCCGCUGCCCAAGGACCCCACCCGCAAGGGGGACCUCAUCAUGUAUUUCGACAUCCUCUUCCCGGCCCGGCUCACGCCAGCCAAGAAGCAUCUGCUGCAGGAAGCCCUCCUGACCUGAAGCGGGCGUGGCCAACCAGCCUCUGCCCACUGCGGAGGGGCUAGUCCAGAAGCAACAUUUUUCCACACACCCCUUUGCCUCGGUUUUGUUCUCAAAAGCAACAGCAAAUAAGCGAACGUGGAAAUCCGCCGACCUGCGUGUGUCACUUUUCCUAUAGAACACAACACCCUGCACAGCGAGAGAUCCAGGGAAAAUCUGAAAGGAGAUGCGCGUCUUAUAACUGCUCUGGCUUUUGCUGCAGCUGUGCGUCUCAGCAAUUCUUCAAGCAGGAGGAAGGCAAGGUGCAAAGAACCAUCUCGAGUGCUUUCGAGACUUAAGCUGGCAAUAAGAAACAGUCAGAAGUGGCACGGAACUCCUGCUGUACAACAGUCAGCUAGAACUCCGUAAAUAAAACUGUUAAGAACCACA
This is a messenger RNA of Sphaerodactylus townsendi, 1299 nucleotides long. It is a transcript of the gene DNAJB13, whose product is annotated as DnaJ heat shock protein family (Hsp40) member B13. Gene Ontology annotation, cellular component: cytosol. Gene Ontology annotation, molecular function: protein-folding chaperone binding. Lineage: Eukaryota; Metazoa; Chordata; Lepidosauria; Squamata; Sphaerodactylidae. The record is from RefSeq and is a predicted model, not a curated record.